Molecule: messenger RNA, 952 nt
Organism: Botrytis cinerea B05.10
Lineage: Eukaryota; Fungi; Ascomycota; Leotiomycetes; Helotiales; Sclerotiniaceae
Exons: 1
Coding region: 220-807 (195 amino acids)
Source: RefSeq, a predicted model, not a curated record
GAGCAAGUAUUCAGUUUAGAAGCCGUAAGCCAGAGAUUCACGGUCCUCCAUUACAUUAGACUUGGUAUAAGUAAUCCUUUUUCUCGCUGGACAAAAUUUAUAUCUCCACAUCAAAAUACAACCAGUUACAUCAUAUUCCUAGACAUUGAUCACCAAUUACUCAACGUUUACCUAUCUCAUAACUUUAAGAGACUUUCAAUCCCAAGACAAAAAACAACAAUGGCGGAAUUAGGACCCAGCGGUGAACCCCAACAUGCACCCCUCCGACGAAACCUCUUUGGUUGCCAAUUUACGUACGAUAACAUCAAUCUUCUCCAAUGCAACGGCUAUUCUUUCGAUUUUCUCCCAGAUCCAGAGAUCUUCCAUGAAAAAUACUAUGAUAUCAAUUACUGGAAGGCACAGCUAGCAUUUCGGGGAGCGUCAUUGGCUGGAAAUAAUAUGGACGAACUUAUUGAGCGUUGUAUUCAUGCUGAACUUCCGGAUAGAAUCCAUCCGAGAAUUGCGGUUGCGACAAUUCACUUAUCGAGGAGAUGGGCUCGCUUGACCUGGGGGGAAGAUCAAUGGUCAGAUGAGGAAGAAGAAGAGGAGUGGGAAGAGGAUUGGGAGAGUGAAGGAGAAAAUGAGGAAAUAUAUGACGCGGAGAUUGAGGAUGAGGAGGUGGAAGAAGAUGAAAAUCUGGAUGGUGACGACGAAGACAUGGAGGAGGAUGAUACUGGGUUAGCUUUGAGGGGGUUUGAGGAACUGAUCAAUGGUGUUCGAAACAGUGGCGGAGAUUGGACUGUGAUUCAGCGUUCAUAUCGUCUGUAAUACAGAACAUCUUCAUUUGUGACAUGGAAUGACGUUUAAUUUUUAUAGUAGAUUCAUCCCUGAUUUCCCUGAGCCGUGUCAGAACAUUCAGGUGUAUAACAUAGUUCUUGGUGGUCUUGAAUGUCUAUUGAAUCUCUUUGGAUUA